CGGCCGUGGUGGGCUGUGGCUGCGUGGCCGUGGUGGUGGCGUUCCUGGCCGGGCUGUGCGUGAGGAAGAGGUUUGCGACCGUCUCGGCCCUGGAGAGGAUGGGGAACAGCACCAACAAGGGCAAAGCAGAGGAAGCAAUUUACACCUCCAUCCCCGGAGCUGAGGUGCCCAAGGCUGAGCAGGAGGCGAAGAAGAAGAGGAGAGCUGAGGACACGUACAUAACCAUGCACCCAUCUCACUGCCACGACAACGGCGUCUACGUGGAGCUGGCCAAGAGGGCCAUCCCAUCAGAAUGGAUGGCAGAGGAGACCCAGGAGCAUGGACAGGACCAGGAGCCCCUCAGCAGGCCAGAGGAGGCACCUCCCCAGCCCCCAGAGCAGCAGAAGUAGCUGUGCUGUGGAUGCAGCCCCGUUCCAGGUGUGUCCGACACACCUUUGUCCCUGUGAGGACCGAGAACUGGUGACACGUAUCUGUGUGCCCCGUGCCAGGGCACUGCUGGGCACAGCCCACCCCAGCUGUGUGCAGGGCACCAGGGGACACCUGUCCCGGUGGCUCCUGGGACUCCAGAGAGUGGGCACAGCCUCACGCUCCAGCUCUGCUCCUGGCCCAGGUGAGCAUCCCCGAGGGGGCAGAGGCAGCAGGAGCUGUCCCAGCGUUUUUCUGUACAUAAUAAAACUCAGGGAGUCUUCCCUGAUGCUGUCUUCGUUUUA
Zonotrichia albicollis (white-throated sparrow) is the source of this 710-nucleotide messenger RNA. The record is from RefSeq and is a predicted model, not a curated record. NCBI's taxonomy places the organism in Eukaryota, Metazoa, Chordata, Aves, Passeriformes, Passerellidae.